Messenger RNA from Debaryomyces hansenii CBS767, 924 nucleotides. RefSeq names its product carbon-nitrogen hydrolase family protein. NCBI's taxonomy places the organism in Eukaryota, Fungi, Ascomycota, Pichiomycetes, Serinales, Debaryomycetaceae. Gene Ontology annotation, molecular function: catalytic activity. The transcript has a single exon. The record is from RefSeq and is a predicted model, not a curated record. Bases 1 to 924 code for a protein of 307 amino acids.
AUGAAACAUAAUGUUGCUGCUCUUCAAAUUGGGGCAUCUCCUUUAGGGACUAAAGCUACAAUGGAAAAAAUUAUGAGUUAUGAAUCACGAAUCAAAGAAUUAAAUGUGCAACUAGUCGUUAUGCCAGAAGCGACCAUAGGGGGAUACCCAAAGGGCUCGACAUUUGGCACGUAUUUAGGUUAUCGUACUCAAUCGGGACGAGAAGAAUUUGCUAAAUAUCACAGAAGUGCUAUUUCGCUUCCAGGUCCUGAAACAGAAGCUUUGCUGGAUUUUAGUAAGCGGACAGGUGCUACCCUUGUUAUUGGAGUCAUAGAAAAGGAUGGAGCAACAUUAUAUUGCACUAUGAUAUACAUUGAUCCGGAGGUAGGAUAUAUUGGGAAACAUAGAAAAUUAAUGCCUACAGCUUCUGAGAGAUUGGUAUGGGGCCAGGGUGAUGGCUCUGGUCUAAUUACACCGGAUAAUAAACACCUUGGUAAACUAGGUGGCGCUAUUUGCUGGGAAAACUAUAUGCCAUUAUACCGUGCAACCAUGUAUGCCAAAGGGAUAAAUGUUUAUUGUGCCCCGACUGUGGACGACCGUGAUAUUUGGAAAUCAUUAAUGAGAACUAUCGGUACUGAAGGAAGAUUGUUUGUUAUAUCUGCAGUCCAAUUCUUACCAACCCCUGAAGAAUGUGGUUUAGAUUUGCCGGAAUGGGAAAAGGGCAAAAAUUGCAUCAAUGGCGGCUCUGUCAUCGUCAAUCCAUAUGGUGAUAUUAUUGCUGGGCCCCUUACGGGGGAAGAGGGCUUGUUGACAGCAGAGAUAGAUUUAGACAUGAUUGUGGAAGCACGAUAUGAUCUCGACGUCACAGGUCAUUACGCCCGUAAUGAUAUAUUCAAAUUAACUGUGGAUGAGAGACCAAAGGAUGGCGUUUCGUUCAUUAACUAA